Meloidogyne enterolobii is the source of this 1430-nucleotide messenger RNA. Lineage: Eukaryota; Metazoa; Nematoda; Chromadorea; Rhabditida; Meloidogynidae. The record is from the annotation of a GenBank genome assembly.
UAAUAAUCAUGGCGGAUCCUGAAAAGGCAAGUGAUAAUGGUGCAUGGCUGGACGAACACUUUCCCUUGCACAAAGCUGUGUUUCAAAAUGACAUUUCUCGAAUUAAUGAAAUCCUAACUACGACUUGUCUUCCUAAAAUCAAUUUGGACCAAAUGGAUACUCACGGCAAUACAGCGCUUCACUUGGCAGCAAUGCUUGGAAAUAUAGAAGCUGCCAAACUACUGUUAGAACAUGGAGCGAAUGUCGGAUUGAAAAAUAACGAUGGCUGGAAGAGUUUACACGAAGCAAUUAGUUAUGGGGAUCGAAAAAUGAUUGGGUUAUUGUUGUCUUCACAUAAGAAGCAGUCUCAUCGUUCAUUGACAUCAAAAUUGCCUGAAAUCCAGAAUCAUCUUGAAUCCUUGAACGAUUUCUAUAUGGAAAUUCGUUGGGAGUUUCAAACUUGGAUUCCUCUUCUUUCGAGAGUGAUGCCUUCUGAUACAUUUAAAGUCUACAAACGAGGUUCUAAGCUCCGUGUAGAUUUUACUCUAACAGACUUCAAUGAAAGCAUAAUUAGUUGGACCCGAGGUGAUAUGUCUUUGCUUUUUGAUCCAGGUGCACCAAAGAGUUACCAGACUCUUUUGCUCAAUAACAAGGAUGAGGUAUAUCAAAGGGUCCGAGAUAAGAAUCGUCACCUCAAUGAUGAAAUUGAUCUCCUAAUGGGCUGUGAUAUCAUAAGUAGUCACAUAAGUACUCGGCCUAUUCGUUUUGUUCGUGCAAAAGGCUGGUUCAUGAACGACAAAUCGUAUAAUAUUGGAGAAUACAAAGCUGAUCUGUUCAACAUUAAGGAAUUGUGUCUUAUUACUCGGAAGAGGUUUAUUCUAAUUAAUAAUUUUUUAUUUUAUUUUAGGCGGGAGCAUCUUUCUCAAGAAGAUCUACGCAAGAACCGAGAGUUGAAUAAGGCUUUCUCUAGUGGCAAACUUCCUCCUGAUGAUGGUAGCAGUGAUGAUGAUGAUAAAGACCGUCACCGUGCAAGUUUGUCCCCUCCCCCAAAACCAGAGUUUACUUGGGCCGAAUAUCUCCGUUUGCCUGAUGGGCCGGACUCGCAUUUGGGAAGGCCGAAGGAAGAGAAGACUACAAAUACUGAAAUCAAAGGAAUGCUGGCGUUGUGUCAGGACUUUCCACUCACAACCGAUCAACUGUUGGACAUUCUUGAAGUUCUAGAGCCUGUGAAAACAACAGUGAAAAAAUUCCGUGCCUUUUGCAGUUCUGGACGGUUGCCACCAGGCUUUCCUAUUCAAUUAGAGAUUCCCAUCUUUGCCACACUGACAAUGAAGAUUACAGUUCAGCUCUUUCGUUGGCAACAAUCUAAUGAUGAUGCAGCAUUUCCAGAUGAAAUGUUCAAAGUGCCUAGUCAUUUUCGUGAGGAUCCAGACCAUUUUGACAAAAUCUAA